UUGUUGGCGUCCUGUUGCCAUAGAAACGGGCUGCCCCACUCUUCCCAGAGGGGUCAUCUUUCCCAGAUUGCUUCUAUGAAUCCCUUUGGUUUGAGUUUGGGGCGAGGUUGGAGACACUAUAACGUUUACGUGCGUUAUUUAAAGCUCCAUCCAGGGUCAGAGAAGUGAUGUGAGCGUUCCCGGGCUGGAUGACGGGGGGAUAAUCCUCCCGAGGACGGAGUGGCGCGAGCCAGAGAAGGGGUGGGCUCCGGGACUUGCAUUAUCCCCUAGGGAAGCGGUACUUGACGGAGCCCUCAGGGCCUUUUCCCGACUGAUUCUCCAGGGAUGGCGGCCUCCGGGGUGGAGGCUGCCGAAAGCCCCCAAACCGAAACCUCCCGAUGGAAGAAGAAGAAGAAGCCAGUCCUCCGCACGGUCAGCCAAAUCUGCCCCCCUCCGAGGCGGCCCCUGGCCAUAGCCGAUCUGCGCCCGGGCAUGGAGAAUGAGAGGCUGGGCCUCAUCAGGGACUCCAUGCUGCAGAACCCGCUCAUCUUAAAGGCUGAACUUGGGAAGCCUCGAGAAAGGAGCAGCACUCUUCCUGGAAUUAAUUUUAACUAUGGAUUGUAUGUUCAAGAGAUAGAUGGAGGAGUCCCAGAAGCCAUUGGACACUGGAAUGUUUUGAAACAGCAACCCACUUCUCCCCAGGCUAUGACUCGAGACUUUAUUGCCAUGAACCGAGGUGCAAUCAAGGCUGGUCUGGUCACAGCCAAGGAACAUUUCUUAUACCGUCAACUCAAUGAUAUUCGCAGGAGUGACCAGGAUGAGAGGCGUUUCAAAAAGGACCUGUCAUAUGUCCCUCCUGAUAUUACCUAUGGGAAUCAGGCACGGCCUUCUACGCCCUUCUUUGAUCUGAUGCAGCACAAGUACCAGCAGCUAUGGAUAGAGGAACAAAAAGCAGCCCAAAAGGCCUUUAAAAAAGAGAAAAAAAACAAGAUCACCCUUGGGAGGUUUUAUGAGACAAGGACCUGUCAGCUGAGGAAGUAUAAACCGACAGUGAAACUGGACCCUCUUUGGCACAUGCCUCACUUUCAAAAAGUGAGCCGCCAUCUUGAUACAUUCCCGUCUGAGAAAGCUCGCCAGAGGGCAUACAAAGCCCACUAUGAGGAGUUCUCAGUACGUCAAGGAACCCUGCGUAGGGGCAACUAUACCCAUCUCUAGACACUUGACUUAUAUAAGAAACCCUUUUAGUGUGAUAGGAAAUUCCCUGGAUAGAUUUAAGAGUAUAGUGAACCUCCCUUUUCUGCCCUUAUUGAGGCAAAAACCCCAUGUCAUUUGAUGGGGAUUCUGCCUCUGUAAGGACCUAAGAAUCAGCCCUCAAGUCAAUGAUAUUUGAUGACUUCCUAUUUUUUUAGGUCAAAGUGCUUAGUAACUCCUUUCCACUUCCUCACUGGAGAAACAAUUUCCCUUAGCAUUCUAAAUCAAUAAAGGAGCUUAUCCUUUCUUCCAAUACUCUCUUCUGAUGUGAAGAUCCUGAGUUUCAAGGCUUUUAUCCAAGGAACAUUGUGAAGGUCAGAUCUCACAGCCCUGCUACACUCAAGGCUAUGAACAAAAAACAUACUGGCUUUCCUGCUUAUUAUAAUAUCAACAUACUCUGAGAUCCCUUGCUUUUGUCUCCUGAAUCUUAAUUCUUCUCUUUGGGCUUAUGACCACAUGCAUGUGAAUGCUAGUUCUCUGGGUUCCAGUCUACCAUGAAUCCUCCUAAGAAGUAACUGGAACCUUUAUGAUCUGGACUAUUUCAGCUUUCCAAUGAUGUACUAUUUCUCAAUCUAUCAAGUCAUUCCUAAUCUAUGGGAAGGUUGCUAGGGUUAGCAUUAUUUAGAUCCCUUUCUAAAGAGAGAGAGAGUUCAAAGGAAGAGAAAGGGCCACAGGAAUGUUUUCUCAAUAUAUAACUGUUUUGACUGACCUCCUUGUGGAAGUCCCCUUCUAUUCUCCAGUACCUUUUGUCAGAAAUAAUAUAUAGAGAUUCCACAAUUCUGUAUUUUAAUUAAAUACUUUGAUUUGCCAUUCUUGUCUCAUGUCCGUAUUUGAAUAACUUAACAGUAUCUCUAUAAUUCUAAUAAUGGAACCAAAUGGGAUUGAAAGAUUAAUGGAAGUUUCUCUCAGCAAACUGGACAGAUUUCAAAUGUGUAGAUCAAAGUAGUUGGGCCCCCACUGUUCUAUCUCUUACUCUUCCUUCGCACCAUGAAUGCCAAAAAAUACUAGACUCUAGGCUCUUAAGCUCCAAUGUCCUUCCUUUCUAAACUUUGUAUAUCUACCCUCCCCCUUUUCCCAUCCAUGCUCAAAAUGGUAGGUAAGGGCUACAAAGCACUUUGUUUUCCAUCUACUAUCUUAUUUGAUCUUCACAACAAACCCUGUGAAGUUUGUAAAGUAAGUAUUAUUGUACGUGUUUUAUAGAUGAGGAAAAUGAGUCUCAGAGAAAUGAAAUGAUUUGCCAAUGAUUAGUAGGUAGUGGAGAUAUGUGUGGACCUUAUGGCUUCUGCCACCAAGUCCAGUUCUCUGUCCAUUGUGCCACAUGGCUUCUAGUGCUGGCUUGGCUGGAUUAGCCUCUGUGGACUAACAGGUAUUGCCUUCCUUUCACACCUACUUUAUGAGUUGAUUAGUCUAUGACUACUGUAGGUAGGAUACUUAGGCUAGUUCUCCUAACUCUUAUAUAACAUAUCUGUAGAUUCUAAAUUGAACAGCAAAGUCCAUGAUCUUUUAAAAGUUCAUCUCACAAUAACAAUGUCCCCUCCUCCUGGAAUCAUAUUCUUCAAAAAUAUUACAAUGACUCCUCAAAAGUCAGACGAUCCUCGCUCAGGGGAUAGAUGCCAUAAGAGGAAAUAACAGCAGAUUGGUGAUAUCUCUUCAUAACCUACCUGCUCCAUGAUGGGCAAACUGGCCCUAGGAAUGGCUUCAUCAGUCACAGAAACUUCGAUAUUGUUCUAUGGUUCAGGCUUUGAAAGUCAGGGUCACUGUACCAUAUACAGUGUUAUUUAAGGCAACUAAAUUGAUACCAAAAUGGAAUUUGCUUAUCUUUUGGAUGACACUUUCCCUUGAAGGAAGGCAGUUGUAGAAAUAUUCAUUAGCUCCCAGGUAGUGCUGUGCAUCUAGGGAGGACAAGAGAAACUAAAAUUAAACUGAAGACAUUGUAAUGGACCAAAAAUAAUGGAAUGGCUGAGAAGAUUAACCAGUUCUUAGGUACCUAGUUACUACAUUAAUAGACUUAAGAAUAGCAAUCAAAAAAUACCACUUGGAAUCUUAGGGAUGACUUAAAUAACUUAAUUUUAUUUAGAUA
This is a messenger RNA of Sarcophilus harrisii (Tasmanian devil), 3310 nucleotides long. RefSeq names its product cilia and flagella associated protein 77 (gene CFAP77). The coding region runs from base 325 to 1194 and encodes 289 amino acids. The transcript is spliced from 6 exons. The record is from RefSeq and is a predicted model, not a curated record. Lineage: Eukaryota; Metazoa; Chordata; Mammalia; Dasyuromorphia; Dasyuridae.